Messenger RNA from Prunus armeniaca (apricot), 1392 nucleotides. NCBI's taxonomy places the organism in Eukaryota, Viridiplantae, Streptophyta, Magnoliopsida, Rosales, Rosaceae. The record is from the annotation of a GenBank genome assembly.
AUGGGAAGGGGUUCUUUGGUUCGGCAGGGUCUAAGAAGGGAUGAGAUUUUGCAAGGGCUUUGCCAUUUUUCAGCUAAGUUGCCGAUCAGUAAGGAGUGGAGCAAGGCUUGGGCUAGAGCUGGAGCUGCGUCUUCGGUGCUUAAAAGGUCUUGGCAUUUCACUUGUGUCGACAGGGCCUUUUUGAGCUUAUUUCGUGGUGGUGCAAACAAGAUGUCUGAAAGUUCAUAUAGAGAAAGUCAUGACCCCCUUGCCUUUGGUGGGGAAGAUACUGAGAGUGAAGAGCCCAGUGAAUAUGUUUGUUAUGAAGUAGAUUCCCAGGAGGCCGAAUACAGAGAGAUGCAGAGGAAUUACAAAGUGUUAAAGGUUGUGGCUAAUCGGGUUCUAGCCUUGCCUCAUACACCAAAGGUGGGCUCGAGCAAUCAGGCAUCACCAUCAGGGUCUGUGGGUAUAGCCGUGGCUUUAGCUUCAGAGGGGGUGGACAUCCGGUUGGCUGAGCUUCGGACAAAUUAUAGUGUUCCACCCUAUGUGGGUUUGAGGUUACCCACUGCAGCUGAUGUGGUCAGAUACCCUCCGGAGGGUUCAAUGAUGUUGGCCAAGCUAGGGUAUGCGUCGGGGCAGUAUAAUCCCAACUUUUGGCUUCUUCUUCAUGGGGUGUAUAUUGUUUGGUGGUUGGUUGGGUUGGGGGAACCGACAUUUGAGCAGUUUAUGUAUCUCUACUCGAUCUCCAAGCAACAGGGAAGUUUCGGCUGGGUACAAGCCAAUUGCCGAAAGGCAAAUGAGAGGGGUUACUUCAUUGGUCACAAGCCUUCUACUCAGAAGUCUUGGAGAAACAGGUGGUGUUUGGCUUAUGAGUGUUUAUCUGCUUUAACUCUUGGUUCUUCCACUUUUGCUGUGCAAUGGGGGCCAAUCUCCAAGGAGCAAGAAGACGAGGAUGAGAGGGUGAGGUCACUGCUGUCAGAGACCAAGCGUGAGUGUAAAAACCUAGUCACUCAGAAGAAUCUUCUUGAGUUCGACCUUUUGCAAGGGAUGAUAGGUAUUAUAAAGGGAAGCACAAAGGUGGCUGUGGAUCUGGAUGAUGCCGAGAUGCAGAAACAGCUUAGGGAGUCUCGGGCGCAAAUGGCUGGGAAGGGGGUUGCCAGGCAAGCAACUAGGAAGCGUCCUAGAGAUGACGAUGAAGGCCUGGUUGCCGAUGUGCUGGGAAAGAAGAGAGCACUGGAGGAAGCUCACUGGAGUGUGAUGGGGACAGGGCCGAGGCUUCCUCCCUUUGACCUGCAGGCGCCGUCGAAGCUCCCCUUGGGCAUGGAGGACGUUUAUGUUGAGGGGGUAGAGAAGAUGGACUUCUCCAGGCUGCGUCGGCAGAAGAAGGAGGUGAACCUGGCCAUGCAUCGGUAG